Messenger RNA from Cloeon dipterum, 622 nucleotides. Its product is annotated as small integral membrane protein 8. The transcript has 3 exons. Bases 205 to 462 code for a protein of 85 amino acids. The record is from RefSeq and is a predicted model, not a curated record. Lineage: Eukaryota; Metazoa; Arthropoda; Insecta; Ephemeroptera; Baetidae.
GAAAUCAGCUGAGAGCAAGAAAAACAAAAUACAUGCUCAGUUAAAUCUCGAAUCGUCCCUCUGAAACAGCGGAUUUAAACCUUCAAAAAUUUUCGCUUGUGAAUUUUAUUUGACAAACAUCUGACAUGAGAGAGUGCAAUUAAUUAGGAAUUAUUCCACGUUCAAUAAUCAUUACUCACAGCCUGCGUGAAAGGAAAAUUUAAAAUGUCAGACAAGAAGGUCGAAUCGACGCCUGGCGAGGGAAUUCGCUCCAUGCGAUCCUCCACUCUGUUCAGGGUAACCAAUUUUGAGCUCUACGCAAGGCCUAACAUAGUGGUGAUGGCCCUGGGACUUAUGGGCCUCACAAUCAGCGUCGGCUACAUGGCGUACAUGCGGUCUCAGUAUGAAAAAAUGGGCCUCUACACAGCUGUUGAUUCAGAAGGACAACAAACCCUGAUGAAGAGACAAUCGAGAUGGUCGUGACCGUAAAGAUGAUGUGAGUGCUGUGUAUUUAUUACGUAGAUCUAUUUGCAAAAUGUGGGAAAAAUUAAUUGUUUCUAGUUCUGUUAGUUAUUUUCAGAACAGAAACCUGUUCCCAAAAAUAAUUAUAAAUAAAUCAAGAAGUUCAAUGUAAAAAUCAAAA